AUGCAAGAGUUUUCGUCCUAUAAGGCUGCCGGAGGGUGUUUUGUCGCGGCGCUGCUCGGGUUCUUGUUCUGCGCCACCAAUGCCAAAUCUCUCCCUCUCGCUCACACCCUCAGACUUCUGCCCUCCAUUUCUCGUCUCAGACGAGCCCGACAGGCAGGCACAAGAGGUCGAUACGGCAAAGAUCUGACCUAUUCUCAGCCGGACCGCUCGACGAUGCUCUUCGGGUGUCACGUCACAAGCACUCGCGUUACCCUGCUGGAGCUCGACAUCAACCUGCACAAGUCCAAUAGUACCUUCUUCAUCGACGCCGACGUCAGCCGCACAGUCCUUCUGACGAACCUACUCGCUCAGGCACUGGGGGAGCUCCCUAGCGGGCCGGCAAGUUUUAUCUUGGCUGGCGUGCAGUGCACCUUUCGGCGUGAGAUCCGCCUGUUCCAGCAGUAUUAUGUCACGUCGAGGAUCCUGGCGUGGGACCACAAGUGGCUCUUCACCGUGACGUACUUCUUGAAUGGAAAUGCUGGUGACGGCACGCUUCCUGCGGAUCCAGACCUUACCGGGGGGCCUGGGGCAGUUCUACGUGAUCAAAAGCUGGGCAAAUCGAUUUUGGCCGUCAUGGUAACCAAGUUCGUUUUCAAGGCUGGUCGAGUCACUGUGCCCCCAGAAGAUGUCUUGCGCUUGGCUGGGUUGCUUGGCUCUGAGUCCAAGGGUGACGGGUUCAAGUGUGAAGUGAUUAGAGAGGCUAGCAAGAGCGUCGAUAGUGGACUACAAUAUGCCAGGGAGUGCAUGUGUUGA
Messenger RNA from Fonsecaea erecta, 792 nucleotides. RefSeq lists its product as hypothetical. NCBI's taxonomy places the organism in Eukaryota, Fungi, Ascomycota, Eurotiomycetes, Chaetothyriales, Herpotrichiellaceae. The record is from RefSeq and is a predicted model, not a curated record. The coding region runs from base 1 to 792 and encodes 263 amino acids. The transcript has a single exon.